CCGACAUCGCAGAAAGACACACAGGCAACCGCCCACCAGCACCCGCCGGCCUGUCGACUCCAGAACACUCUGAGCAUCCCACAAGCCGGAAUCCACGUGCCAGAGCUGACCGCAACCACCUCCUUUUCCUCCUGCGAGGGCGCCGCAGCCACCAUAGCAUCACAAUGGCGUCUGCUCUAUUCUUUCUCGACCUCAAGGGCAAGACCCUCCUUGCCCGCAACUACCGCGGUGACAUUCCCAUGUCCGCGGUCGAGAACUUUCCAAUCCUGCUGAGCGAGGCUGAGGAAGAGUCAUCUGCCGUGCCGCCAUGCUUCUCGCACGAGGGCAUCAAUUAUCUUUACAUCCGCCACAACAAUCUCUACCUCCUCGCUCUGACAAAACGAAACACCAACGCGGCCGAGAUCCUCCUCUUCUUGCACAAGGUGGUGGAGGUCUUUACAGAAUACUUCAAGGCGCUCGAGGAGGAGUCGAUCCGAGACAACUUUGUCAUCAUCUACGAGCUGCUCGACGAGAUGAUGGACUUUGGCUACCCGCAGACAACAGAGUCCAAGAUCCUCCAGGAAUACAUCACACAAGAAUCCCACAAGCUCGAGGUACAAGCCCGGCCGCCGAUCGCCGUCACCAACGCGGUCUCGUGGCGCUCCGAAGGAAUCAGGUACAGGAAGAACGAGGUGUUCCUGGACGUCGUCGAGAGCUUGAACCUGCUGGUGUCUGCCAACGGCAACGUCCUGCGCUCGGAAAUCCUGGGCGCCAUCAAGAUGAAGUGCUACCUGUCGGGCAUGCCCGAGCUGCGCCUGGGUCUGAACGACAAGGCCAUGUUUGAGACGACGGGGCGGACGACAAGAGGCAAGGCCAUCGAGAUGGAGGACGUCAAGUUCCACCAGUGCGUGCGCCUGUCGCGCUUCGAGAACGACCGGACAAUCUCAUUCAUCCCCCCGGACGGCGAGUUUGAGCUCAUGAGCUACCGGCUAAACACGCAGGUCAAGCCGCUGAUCUGGGUCGAGUGCGUCGUCGAGAGCCACUCGGGAUCGCGCGUCGAGUACAUGCUCAAGGCCAAGGCACAGUUCAAGAGGCGGAGCACGGCCAACAAUGUCGAGAUCAUUGUCCCCGUGCCCGACGACGCCGACUCCCCUCGCUUCCGCACCAACAUUGGCAGUGUCCACUACGCCCCGGAGCAAAGCGCGAUAGUAUGGAAGAUCAAGCAGUUUGGUGGAAAUAAGGAGUUCAUGAUGCGGGCGGAGCUGGGCCUGCCCAGCGUGCGUGGCGACGACGAGCACGGAGGUGGAAUGACGGGUGGGUUUGGUGGAAGUAUGGGUGGCGUCAGCGCGGGCAAGGGAUCCAAGAGACCCAUACAGGUCAAGUUCGAAAUUCCCUAUUUCACGACAAGUGGCAUCCAGGUCCGGUAUCUCAAGAUCACUGAGCCCAAGCUGCAAUACCCAUCCCUGCCGUGGGUGCGAUACAUUACACAAUCUGGAGACAUCGCUGUGCGGUUGCCAGACGCCGUGUAGGAUCUUG
Molecule: messenger RNA, 1515 nt
Organism: Microdochium trichocladiopsis
Lineage: Eukaryota; Fungi; Ascomycota; Sordariomycetes; Xylariales; Microdochiaceae
Product: putative clathrin assembly protein AP47
Exons: 4
Coding region: 165-1508 (447 amino acids)
Biological process (GO): intracellular protein transport; vesicle-mediated transport
Cellular component (GO): clathrin-coated vesicle; clathrin adaptor complex
Molecular function (GO): clathrin-cargo adaptor activity
Source: RefSeq, a predicted model, not a curated record